This is a messenger RNA of Musa acuminata AAA Group (dessert banana), 2378 nucleotides long. Its product is annotated as MLO-like protein 13. The transcript is spliced from 14 exons. Gene Ontology annotation, biological process: defense response. The record is from RefSeq and is a predicted model, not a curated record. Lineage: Eukaryota; Viridiplantae; Streptophyta; Magnoliopsida; Zingiberales; Musaceae. Bases 579 to 2006 code for a protein of 475 amino acids. Gene Ontology annotation, cellular component: membrane.
CCGAAUCGCCGAUGGAAUCUUCCCGGAAAUGGCUCAUGGACCCCAUUUCGGGUCGCGAAGCCACAUCACCCCUGGGAAAGCUGGACAGGCGAGUCGAUCCGCCCCAACUAGCAGCAGCAGCGCCUGUCGUCCUCUCGGACGAGAUAACGGUGGGGAUGACGGCGCACCUCCACUGGAUCAUGGCGCGGCAGUAACGACAACAGGGCAUCAACCGGAGGAGGCACACGAACCCGCUCACAGUUAAGCUCUCUCCCGUCUCCAGCAGCCGUGUUUGGGGCGGGGUUUUUUCCAUGCUGCUCGCCGCACGGAGCCCACCAGAUGCUCGUCGAUAUGCUUCACUUGGAUCACCCUCUUCAGAGUGGCCCGGGCAGCAGGCAUGUUUGCUCAUUUGGCAAAAUGGCAACGCCCAUCUCAUAUCUAUAAGUAAUCCACGGCAGCAAAAGCGUGGAAGGAAGCAGUCGUGUGCUCUGAACUUUCUUUUUGGGUGAAGUUGUGCCAUCGGUGCAACUUUACCGAUAUUGUUGAAGAAAAAGCAGGAUGCGCUUAACCGGGCCUUGCAGAAGUUGAAAGAAGAAUUAAUGCUUCUUGGAUUUAUCUCCCUUCUGUUAACUGUCUUUCAAAGUCUUAUUAGCAACAUAUGUAUCCCAAAAAGUGUUUCGUCUUAUAUGCUUCCGUGCAAGGUGGAGAAAUCUACCUCAGUGCAAGAAAUCUAUCAUGGUAUGGGCUUCUACUAUGGACAUCGGUGGAACAAACGGAGGCUAUUGUCCAGUGGUUCCAGUUCUGGCUUCUGCUUGAGUAAGGGCAAAGUUCCAUUGUUAUCCCUUGAAGCAUUGCAUCAACUGCACAUCUUCAUCUUUGUUCUUGCCGUUGUCCAUGUCGUGUUCUCUGCUUCUACAAUGGUACUGGGAGGAGCUAAGAUUAGAAAAUGGAAACAUUGGGAGAAUGCAAUUCAGGCAGAAAUUUCCAAGGAAGAAAUUCAGAAGAAAAAUGAAAGUAAAAUAGAGCAAAAUGAAAAGGAACACAAUGUCAAGGAAUAUGAUGACAAGAAACAUGAACCUACUGAGCAAGAUGUGCAAACACAUAAUCAUCACCACGAAUUUGUCAAGGAGCGAACCUUGGGUUUUUGGCAACAGCUGGUUGUUGUGAGCUGGAUGAUAUCAUUCUUCAAGCAGUUUUAUUCUUCAGUGUCAAAAUCAGAUUACAGAGCAUUAAGGGCAGGAUUCGUCAUGAGACACUCUUCAAAUAAAGCAUAUGAUUUCCACAAGUAUAUGAUGCGUGCUCUUGAGGAUGAUUUUAAGAAAGUUGUUGGCAUAAGUUGGUAUCUUUGGCUCUUUGUUGUCAUCUUUUUGCUGAUGAAUGUACAUGGAUGGCAUACAUACUUUUGGUUGUCUUUCUUACCUCUUAUUCUUUUGCUUGUUGUUGGCGCAAAGCUGGAUCACAUCAUAACUAAGCUGGCUCUUGAGCUACAAGAAAAGCCUCGAGGUCCUAAAGGAGAAACACAACAUGUGAAGCUAUCUAACGAGCAUUUUUGGUUCAAGAAACCUGGAAUUGUCCUUUACUUGAUACAGUUCAUCUUAUUCCAGAAUUCUUUUGAGAUUGCCUUUUUCUUCUGGAUCUGGAGCACUUAUGGAUUUCACUCAUGUAUCAUGGAAGGUUUGGGUUACCUCAUUCCAAGACUUGUCAUUGGUGUUAUCAUUCAGGUUCUCUGCAGCUAUAGCACUCUUCCUCUGUAUGCCAUUGUCACCCAGAUGGGUGAGGGGUUCAAAGAGUCUAUUUUUAAUGCAACCGUCCAGCAUACACUGCAUGAUUGGGCAACACAAGUUAAAGAAAAAAGGAAGCAUCAAUAUGGUUUUCUGUCAUUUCUGAAUUUUCAUCGAAAGGACAAGAAGAAUAACAAUGAGAUUCAGAUGCAGACCUUGGCAUCCAGAGCCGCUGAAGCAUCUCACGGUAUUCAGCAAUCAGCUUCCUUGCAAGAGAUUGUUGUGGAAGACCUACAUGCUGUCUAGCUCAGCAUCCUUUAAAAUUGAGUCGAUCUCAAAUGCUCCAAUUACUUGUCUCGAAUAGGGUGUAGGCCUGCGGAGGAAAAAUUGUCUGCAUUUUCCAUGAUGUUUCUCUUCAAUAACAUGUUUCUUUUGACCACCUGUCAGUCAGAAAUGAUCUAUUGGUACCUGACAAAUAUUGGUUACCAAAUAGUUGGUGGUUAUGAGCAAACUCCGUUUAUUUGCUGUUACAAUUGUACCUAAGUCAAGACAUACUGGUUUUGCAAAAAAGCUUACAGCUGGGCUUUCAACAACUACAAUCCUCCCGUUUGAGAGAUACAGCUGGAUUUCUGUCCUGGACUGAAGAAGUGUGUUAUAAAAAACAUGUCUUCUCAUCUU